AUGCACAAGCUCGCCAAAGACAACAAAGCAUAUGGCGACACGGGCGAACUCGUCUCGGACCCGAACGUCGACCUGGUGGCUGUACACAUAGUGGCCAAGGAGCUCGUCGGCCGCGGAGACUUCGACGACAUUCUCCAGACAAUGAUGCUGUUCACCAGCCCCUGGUUCGGAGCUACGUUCCCGGAAGCGGCUCUGUAUGGCACCAACAUCGCCAACGGUGCUAACCUGGGUGGCAUGACCCAGGCCGACAAGAACUUCUUUUGGGAAACUACCGGUGUCAAGGGUACCAUCCUGAUCGAGGGCCCGAUGGGGAACAUGCUGUGGUUCCCGCCGACGAUCAAGUUUGUCAAGGUCGAGUCCGGAUCUGGGAUGGAGGCUUUUGAGGUGCCCGAAGCCAAGGAAUUCUCGCACAACACGGGUAAGGCCUGGGAAGCGUUUGCAGGAGAGCCCGGAGAGGCCCAGGACUUUCCGGUGGCUUUGACCAGGCAUGAUAUGCUGGAUGCGAUCUAUAAGAGUAUCGAGCUUGGUCCGCGGGAGGAGGACUUGUAA
Colletotrichum orchidophilum is the source of this 549-nucleotide messenger RNA. RefSeq lists its product as uncharacterized. The transcript has 3 exons. The record is from RefSeq and is a predicted model, not a curated record. Lineage: Eukaryota; Fungi; Ascomycota; Sordariomycetes; Glomerellales; Glomerellaceae. Bases 1 to 549 code for a protein of 182 amino acids.